AUUAGUUAGUAGCAAUUAUAACACAAGGUGAAACUCUCCUAAUUAACAAAACGUUUCAUGGGGAAGAGUAGUGGAGGGAGUUCGUGGUUAGGCUUAAUGAAGAAGGCUUUUAGAUCCCCUGUCAAAGAUAAUGAUAUGAGAAGCAGUAGAAGAAGAGAAGAGGCUGAGCAAGAGGAAGAAGAAGAAAAGAAGAGGGGAAAACGGCGAUGGAUCUUCCGACCGAAGCCUACGCUUCAUGAAACAACAAUUCAUCAAAAUCAAGAAGAAAACACUGCCAAUACCUCUUCGACCAACACUGCCAACACCUCUUCGAGCAUAAGUACAGGAAAUUCAUUGCCAGAGAAUGCUGAUUUGAAGCAAAGACGAGCAAUUGCAAUAGCCGUGGCUACUACAGCGGCUGCUGAGGCAGCAGCACAAGCGGCUGUGGACAUAAUUCGGCUCACAAGACCAACACUUUUAGUUAGAGAACAGCGUGCCAUUCUUAACAUUCAGACAGCAUUCAGAGGGUACUUGGCAAGGAAAGCACUUCGAGCUCUCAAGGGAUUGGUAAAGUUGCAAGCUUUAAUAAGAGGACACAAUGUCCGAAAGCGAGCAAAAAUGACUCUCCAGUGCAUACAAUCUCUUGUUCGAGUGCAAACUCAGGUGUGUGAUCAACGUAGAAGGUUAUCCUGUGAAGGAAUUAGUUGUGGUUCCACUUUCAGAGAGGCAAAAAGCAUUCUGGAGCUUCAUCUCAGUGACACUUCUAAAAAUCAAGUUAGCACUGUGGACGACAGAUACGAUCAUUCACAUGCUAUAGAGAAAGUUGAAGCUUUGUUGCAGAAAGAAAAGGAAGCUGCUAAACAGCGCGAAAAUACUCUGGCUUUUGCCUUCUCUCAGAAGAUGUGGACAGCGAAUAAAGAUGAAGACACAAGUAGCAACAAAGAGCUUGACGAGGAUAUGAGAGUUUUCCACAAGACAGACGUGAGAAAUUGCAGAACUCUCAGCAGAGCUUCAUGUGAUCAGCCAAGGGACCGCAUGAAGAAUAUUGAAGUUGACACAACUUGCUCUUAUUCUGACUCAGAUUCUGAUUUUUGGAGAUUGCAAAAUCAGUUUUAUCAGGACCAACAACAGAAGUUGUGUUCAUAUGCGGUCCCCGCUCCUCUCCGUAGAGUACAACAAAAUUUACCGAUACAUUCAUCCAUCACACCAACAUCUAAGAUGAAAAAUAUCCAAGUUCAUUCAGCGAGCCCCCGCUGCAGAAGGGAAGAGAGGAGCCACCGGAUGACUCUUUUCUCCCAUAGAGCGAAUGAGCCAAAUUACAUGGCAGCUACUGCAUCAGCCAAGGCCAGAGAACGGUCACAGAGUGCUCCAAGGCGGAUGCCUUUAACUCCAGAGAGAGAAAAAACUAGUGCAGCAAAAAAACGCCUAUCUUUCCCUGUUCAGGGAACAUCAAAUGAGAUUGUUAAUAGUGACCAACCUUUAGAUCAUAGAUUUGUGAGCGCCCUAGAUGGAAGAGUGUACCUAUAGAACCAUUUGGCAUCGAUCAUUAGUCCAAUAGGCAUUCUAACUGCAGGCACCCUCCAUUAUGAGAAUUCCCAUCUUCUCUAAAUCUUUUCAUUUUCAAAAUAACGGUGGUGUCCGGCUUGUUUGCCCGCGCCUCCACUAUUACAUGUAACUAUCACUACCUAAUCUAGUGUAUAAUGUUUUAAGAAUUUCCAUCUUCUACUUGUCAUGUAAAAAGAUGGUCAACAUAAGUUAUGGAACUGAAUGAUAGGUAAAUUAGAUUAACCUGCUUCUAAACACAAGGAUUGGAGACUUUUGUACACAUAUAUCUAUGCCCUAAAUGAUCUAA
Molecule: messenger RNA, 1831 nt
Organism: Nicotiana tabacum (common tobacco)
Lineage: Eukaryota; Viridiplantae; Streptophyta; Magnoliopsida; Solanales; Solanaceae
Product: protein IQ-DOMAIN 18
Molecular function (GO): protein binding
Source: RefSeq, a predicted model, not a curated record